CCUAGCAAGAUUUCCCCUCCCUUCCCCAUUUAAUCUCUCCGCAAGUGAAUGGUUGAAUUGGAAGUCCACGCAGCCAAAAAUUCCUGCCGCAGUCCUGGAUAGAAAACUAGAAAGGAAAGUCACAGCAGCCAAUUCUGGUUUUAGUUCCGGUUUAAAACACCGACACCGAGGCCACCAGAAAGACACACGCGCACAUACACACACUUGCACGUCCACCAUGGCUCCCCGAGAAUCCGACUCCCUGCUCCCGUACGACGACGACAACAAAAAGCCAGCCCUUGUCGGCCACUUGUCGAUCGCAAGCCGGGGUUGCAACGGUCCCGAAGACCCGGCUCGAGGAGAAGACACGGAACAAGCGAAACAGCUGCCGGCCUGGUUUGGAACCGCCAAAAGCCUCCUGCUGGUCCCGGGAACCCUCCUGUUUGUCUUGGUACUUGCCGGAAGUUUUGGAUCACCCGGGGCCGACCACGGGCUGCGGUCGGGAAUCCACACCCUGGCGGAGGCGCUGGCCAACAAAACGGCGCCCUCGAGCGACGAAAACGCCGAUGGCUCUUACACACUGCACCAGGGAACCGGCCCCUACGCUCUGGUCGAGCGCCACACCGGGAAAUCCUUCUUUGACCACUACGACUUUGCCGACGGGCCCGAUUCGAUCGGAUCGGCGGGAUACAAUACCUACGUCGGCCGCCAUCGAGCCGGGGAACUGGGCCUCGCCAGGGUGGUGCAAGGAGGCAACGACAGCGGCAGCGACAGCGACGAAUACGUCGUUCUCUCGUCGAGGUCCGGGACCACCUUUGACGAGAACGGCAACCGUUACCGGGAAUCCGUCCGCCUGGAGGGCAAGCGCCGCAUCGACCACGGCCUGAUACUCCUGGACGUCGAGAAAAUGCCCACGGGUUGCGGCGUCUGGCCGGCCUUUUGGAGCACCGACGAGGCCCACUGGCCGGACUACGGGGAGAUCGACAUCGUCGAGCCCAUCAACAACCAGGUCGUUGCCAAGACGGCCCUGCACACCUCGGAGGGCUGCGACAUGUUUGCCCACGUGCCGCGGUGGAACUGGACGGGCCACUGGGAUUCCGCCACCGGUCUGCCCGACACCUUUACGGGGGAACCCAAUUUCGACACGGAGGUGCAGGCCGACAACUGCUGGACGAUGACCCCCCACCAGUGGGCCAACCAGGGCUGCGUGGCGAUCCACGAUAAGAACGGGACGAUCGGGGAGCCCAUGAACCAAAACGGCGGCGGGGUCUACGCUCUGGAGUGGGACCCGACGAGCGGCUACAUCCGGUCCUGGGUCUUUCGCCGGGGGGAGAUUCCCCGCAACCUGCAGCAGGCACUGGCCGGCAGCGGAAACCCCCGGCCCGACCCCUCGUCGUGGCCGACCCCCUACGCCUACUUUGCCAUUGGCGAGGGCAGCGGUUGCCCCUCGGAGCACUUUCGCCACCACCGGCUGGUCAUCAACCUGGCCUUUUGUGGGGCGGUCGCCGGAAACCGCUUCGCCAGGGACUGCCCGGCCCUCUACGAGAGGUACAACGUGCGCAACGACUCGGUCGCCACCUGCAAUGCCUACCUGGAGAGCGACGAGGCCCGGGCGCUCCUCGACGAGGAGGCCUACUGGAAGAUCGGGGGGGUCCACCUGUACCAGCGGGAGCACGCGUAGACCGGUCCCCGGUCACCGCAACGCGGGGCACCGCACGCACUGUGCCGCACGGUGACGCACUCCACGACCACCAGGCAGAAGGAACACGAACAGGCGUUGUUCAACUCGACUCGAACUUGCUGCCGAGUCGGGCAUGUCGUGACACGGUAGACCAUCUAUGGACGGGCCGUCCCGGCAAGGAAUCUUCUGUGGAGGAAUAGCAAUCAACCAUAGCGUACAGC
Pseudo-nitzschia multistriata is the source of this 1881-nucleotide messenger RNA. The record is from the annotation of a GenBank genome assembly. Lineage: Eukaryota; Bacillariophyta; Bacillariophyceae; Bacillariales; Bacillariaceae.